AUGAAGCUCUCUGCAGACGUGCUUGAGAUCAUUGCUUGUGCCAUUUUAAUCCUUGUGAGCUUUGUGGGAAAUGUGUGUUUAUUUUAUUCUACGAGGAAGUGUAUCUCUGGACGUUUGCAGAUAUCAUUUCUUCUCAUUUUCAGUCUUGUAUUUGUCCACCUUAUUAAAAACUUGGUGGUCAAUGUCAUGAAAAUUGUUUAUUCUUCCGGUAUCAUGCUGGAUUCAGCUGGCUGCAAAGUUCUGCACUUCACCUCGGCUCUGACAACUUCGCUGGCCAUCUGGUUCCUGUUACACUUUGCAUUGUUCUACCACCGGAAGCUCUACCACAUUGUCUACCCCUCGGGCGAGGCUGCAAACCUGGACCAACAGAGACAUUCCCUGAAGUGGGUCUCUGCACUUUGGGUGGCUGGUGUGGCAGUGUACAUCCCGGUUUUAAUAUAUACUAGAAAAUCAGAAUACCUGAACACAGGAAAUGAUACAGAAUCCUUGUCUACUAACAGGAUUUACAUGGAUUGCUUAAUUGGCUUUGGAAACGAGCAGGUAGAGUUUUACUAUGGGAAAAUAUUUUUAGUUCUGAUUGAUAUUCUUCCUCUAGCUAUCUUAGUCUUUGUCUGUUUCUGGAUGUCUUUCCUCCUUUCAGAGAAAAAGAAGAUGACAUAUGGUGACAUCUGGAUUGGAGAUGAUGAUUCAGAAACUGAAAUCCUUAGAGGGGCCAAGUUCAGUAUUUUAUUAAUGUUGCUGAUCACUCCACUUUGGAUUUCUCACUUUAUCUUAGUCUAUUUCUUGAAAGACUUGGCAGCAUAUGUCUUUAUUCCAGCUGUUCUCACAGCCCUCUCUUCAGGCUUCUCUGCUCUCAGUCCUUUCCUGCUUAUGUUGGUUAAUUACAAAAUGAAGCUGGUGUCUCUCUGUAAUGCCAAGGAGGAAAAACCCACACUACAGUCUGCGAAUGUUAUUCUUUCUCCGUACACUUAA
This is a messenger RNA of Sciurus carolinensis (gray squirrel), 972 nucleotides long. RefSeq lists its product as uncharacterized. NCBI's taxonomy places the organism in Eukaryota, Metazoa, Chordata, Mammalia, Rodentia, Sciuridae. The transcript has a single exon. The record is from RefSeq and is a predicted model, not a curated record. Gene Ontology annotation, cellular component: membrane. Bases 1 to 972 code for a protein of 323 amino acids.